CUCUCUCUCUCUGCAAAUGCUGGGAAUAAUUUAAUUCACGAAAUGGGAGACCUGAAGUCGGGUUUUGAAGAGGUGGAUGGCGUGAGGCUCGGCUACCUCAUCAUUAAAGGAAAGCAAAUGUUUGCACUCUCCCAGGUUUUUACAGACCUGCUCAAAAACAUCCCGAGAACUACCGUGCACAAGCGAAUGGAUCAUUUAAAAGUCAAAAAGCAUCACUGCGACCUGGAGGAGUUGAGGAAACUCAAAGCCAUCAACUCCAUCGCCUUCCACGCCGCCAAAUGCACCCUGAUCUCCAGAGAGGACGUGGAAGCCCUGUACACAUCCUGCAAAACCGAGCGGGUCCUUAAGACGAAACGGAGGAAAAUCGGCCGGGCUCUGGCCUCCAGCGACCUCCGGCCGGAGCCCGCUGCCGCCGACCCCUUCUGCGGCUUCUGGAAGGAGAACAAACUUUGGCUGGGGCUCGGCGACCCCCCCCGGCCCCUGCUGCCGCUCCGGAGGAAAGCCUUGCGGCCGGGGGCCUCCGCCUCGCUGCCGGCGUCUCACCUACCUCACAUUUUUAGUAAAUACACUGGCCACAGCCACCCAGACCUCGCCCGGGCGCCUCGCAAACCCCCCGCUCACUAUGAAACGGCGCCGGCGGCGGGCGGCUGCGCGCCCCUCCGCGCCCGCCCCCCUCCCUCCGCCGCCGCCUUCUGCAACCCGCCCGGUCUGGUCGACGCCAACUUCUUGUACCCUCUGGCCGCCGCCGCCCCCCGGCCCCCGGCCCCGGCCCCGGCCCCAGCCCCGGCCCCGGCGGAGCCCGGCGGGCCGCCCGCCCUCCGCGCCGCUCCCGGCGGAGCCGAGCCCGAGCCGCCGGAGGAGUGGGGCCGCCCCGGCUGGGCUCCCGCCGGCCCGGCGCUGCUGUGCUGCUCCGGCGGCCUGGGGAGCUGCUUCGCGGAGAUAAGAGCUGAUAGGGUAUCUGAGCUCACAUUCCCACACUCUGAAUUUUCCAAUAAUGCCAAGAGUACUGACCUAACAAUUAACUGUGUUGCAAAGGGGGCCUCUUCACCUAGCCCAAAGACAAACAAUGCAUUUCCACAACAAAGAAUACUCAGAGAGGCAAGGAAAUGCCUUCAAGCAACUACUACACACUGUGCAGAUAACAAUACAAUAGCUGCUAGGUUCUUAAAUAAUGAUUCUUCAUCAGCGGCUGCAAAUUCAGAGAAAGAUUCCAAAAUCCCUCAUUGUAUUGAAUUUGCCACGGAUUUGCCCUCUUUACAAACUGAUCCUGAGGAGGAUGCUGCUUCUCCAGGGGCAGCAGCAGCUGAGCUCCAGUGCACUGAUACAGGCAAUAAGGCAUUGCCAUUCCUGCACAGCAUUCAAAUCAAAAUAGAGGACAGCAGUGCGAACGACGAGUAUGAGCCUGACCUUACAACACAUAAGCUAAAGUGUGAGUGCAAUGAUACUAAGGAUGAGUUUUACGGUGUGACUGAGAGUAAUAACCAGGACGCUUUAUUAACAGCCAAGGAAGAUUCUGCAUGCACUGAGAAAGAAACCACUUCCUUAAACCCGCUGACUCAGAGUCAGGUCCUCUCAUGCACUUUAGGUACUCCAAAACCUGAGGAUGGGGAGUAUAAAUUUGGAGCGAGGGUGAGAAAAAAUUACAGGACACUGGUUUUGGGAAAGCGACCUGUACUGCAGACUCCUCCAGUCAAACCAAAUUUGAAAUCAGCUCGAAGCCCACGUCCUACAGGUAAAAUUGAGACACAUGAAGGAACACUGGAUGAUUUUACAGUUAACAAUAGACGCAAAAGGGUAGCCAGCAAUGUAGCAUCAGCAGUGAAAAGGCCAUUUAAUUUCAUGGCAAAUUUUCCCUGUCCACCAUCACUAAUUAUUGGCAAUGAUGGGGAUUUGUUGCCAGCUUAUUCCUUAAACACCACUAAGGAUUCCCAACCACCUCACAAGGCCCAUCCUGUAUGGAAAUGGCAGCUGGGCGGUUCUGCAAUACCUCUUCCACCUAGCCACAAAUUCAGGAAAUUUAAUUAAUAAAAUAGUUUGGAAAAUAUUUUCUUGAACCACCUUUAACUUUCUUACGUUUUUAAACUCUGCAGGAUGGUUUGUACCAGCCCAUUAAUGCUAUACACGCUUUUGGAAUCCUGUUUUAUCACAUUGUGAAGACAGAAACCGGAUUACUAUUUUCUUUACCGUUACAACCGUGGUUUUUGUUUUGUUUUGGGUCUUUUAUUUUUUUAUUUUUAUUUUUUUACUGUUUCAUUUGUUUUUGUUUUUGGUUGGUCGGUUGGUGCUUUUUUUUUUUUUGCCUUUUUUUUUUUUUGGUUACAUUCCACAGAGUACUUCAGGCUAAAGACUCAAGUUAAACUCAGUUAUUAUGGUAGAGCUGGAACACUUUACUGUUUAAAUGCUAAUAAUGCACCAGUACCUCAAUUCAACUGCUGCAAAUAAAUGUCAAAAGGUUGAAUAAUAAAUAUUAGAAUGAGCCAUUAAAUUUAUGCACUAGAUUUCGAAAAUGGAAGUCUAACUGUUAAUUCAGUUAAAGUUUGUUAAGUUACAUGGUUGCACAGUAAGGGUUCACUAUAAUUCAAUGUGGCAGCAGCCUACUUUUCGGGAGCUUUGUUUUCGGGUGUAGGGGUGUCUUUUUCUAAGAGCAGUUGCACUUACUCGUUUUUCUCCGGUUUGCAAAGGCUGGGGUCCGCCUGUGACCCCAGGACUGGGAAAAGCUGCCUCAUCUGAAACCAGUAAAUAAAUGUGGAAUUCUAUUUUUGGUAAAGGGUGUCUUUUUACUUGUACAGCCACUCUUUGCAUUUGGAAAGCCUUUUUUUUGUUUCACCCAGAGGUCUUAAAUAAGGUUACUGUUACCCACUAAUGUCAUACUUAAGUUGUGGUCUGAACAUGCCCCUUACAAACUUGCAAAGCAACUAAAAUAUUUGCCCGGAUAGCAGUACAAUUUAUGGUCCAGCCCCUCACGCUGGCUGGAGGAAAUAGCAAAGCAGUAAAUACAACACAGAAAGUGAAACGAGAGGCCAUAAGUGGCGAGAAUACCCAAAAUGAGAAUACCAUGUUAUUCAGAGCUCUCUGGCACCAAAACUCAGGCAUUUCUACCGUAGCACACUGCCCGGUUUUAUCCUCAUCUCUUGCGAUUUGAUUGUUGUUGUUUUUUGUUUCCAUACCAUCCUCUCUAUGUAGCAGAAACGUUUCUACUGCACGUGACAAUCAGAGGCAAUUAUCUAUAUUUGCACUUAAUAUCGAAAUAGUCGAACAGGCAGACUUCUAGAGUCUAGCCCUCGGUGAGACAUGCUGGUAUAAUAUAUUGUGAUGAUGGAAGCAGUAAAUCAAAAUUAUGGAAAUUUGCACUGUUGAAAAGCAUGCUUUAGCUUUAUUUUCAAUUAAAAACACUGUUUAAAAAUUCCUGAUUCCAUACACUUUGAAUUAUUGCAGAGUUACCCACGGUUUCCUCUCCGUUUGUAAGUUCACUGGUUUUAUUUGGAGGAAAUACGCUUCAAGAGGUUAACUGUUUCCCUCCCUCCCCCCCCCCCCCCCCCAAAAAAAAGCAAAAAAAAAAAAAAAUAAAAAAAAAAAAAAAAAAAAAAGGCUGCAGGCCCGAGAGUCGAGGCAGGGCUGCUCGGGGGAAGGUCUCUGUCUCGGGGGGAGGACGGGCACAGCAACUCUGAAAACAAUCUGAAAAGUUUGCAGCUUGAGAAAGGCAGUUCUAAUUGAGUUGCUGAAUCAGCAGAGUUUAGGAUGAAUAAUUGCUGGUUUCUUUCUUUGGAUUAGCAUUUUAUUUAUACUAGAUCAUCCCCAAAUUAAAUUUUAAGGAUUCCACUCAUCGAUCAAUCCCGGGAGAAUAAUUUAUCGUAAAUCAAAAA
This is a messenger RNA of Oxyura jamaicensis (ruddy duck), 3863 nucleotides long. RefSeq names its product SKI/DACH domain containing 1 (gene SKIDA1). The record is from RefSeq and is a predicted model, not a curated record. Lineage: Eukaryota; Metazoa; Chordata; Aves; Anseriformes; Anatidae. Bases 43 to 2025 code for a protein of 660 amino acids. The transcript has 2 exons.